Clonostachys byssicola is the source of this 1248-nucleotide messenger RNA. The record is from the annotation of a GenBank genome assembly. NCBI's taxonomy places the organism in Eukaryota, Fungi, Ascomycota, Sordariomycetes, Hypocreales, Bionectriaceae.
AUGCGAUAUCGCAAAGCUCAGGCGCGCGGCGCUUUGUCUCCCAGGCUUACCUCAGACGAAAGUGGACUGAUCAGGGGCGCUAAGCACUCGCGAAACACCAGUCUAUCCUCGAUCUACGGAGGCUUGUUUUCUCGGGCGCUCCCGGAGAACGUGCUGUGCUCGGGCGUCGAUGACAGCGAUGAUGAGGUGGAGAGCCAGCGGCGGUCUCUCGCCAUUGACAAGUACUUGGAUACUGAGCGGGAGGAGCGCAAACGCCGCCUCAACGUCAUAGCAAUUGGCUCGUGUGAGCAGAAACGCAUACUGUGGAAGCAGAUGCGAUUGAGGGUGCACCCGCUACGGCUGGAUGAGCAGGGUCCUCUCUGCGCGGACGUCAAGAAGACAGUGCUGGAUGUGGCAAUUCGGUGUCUAAAAACGGCCCUUGACGAACUGGAGGGGAGCGAAAUCCGAAAUAUCCAGCUAAAUCAGGAGGUCAUAGCUUCAACCAGGGAGCUACUUCACGAGAUUGACUAUUUUCUGGAGUAUGAUGAAGCAGCAGCAGCAGAGUUGGUCCUCCAGAUUGCUCAGGGAUCCAAGUUCAACGACCAGCUCGACGCCCACCGAAUUAGUUUUCCAGCUGUGCAACACCUGGUUCUUGAUGAAAAAUGCCCUUCAUUUCUGGCCUGCACAUGCACGGAUGAUCACGAUAUCAUGGAAGUCCUGGAGCGUGUGUUUUUGCCCGGUUAUCGCGCCACCGAGCAUGACUGGUUUCACUUCGAGAAGCCUUACCACGGAGUAUUCGUCCGAGAAAUACAAAUCGAAGAAGGCGACAAGAUCCUGAACUUCAUCGACCUUUACAACCGUGCCGAAAGGAAGAGAUGGGUGCAUGUCUUUGAGGACCUUGCCGCAUUGGUUUUUGUUGCGGAUCCAUCACGAUACGACGUUACUCUCGAGGACGAAUGUAGGCCUCUUGAUGAGUCUUUACUCUUGUUUGACUCCAUAAUCAACUCCAACUGGUUGAGAAACACACCAGUUGUGCUGGUAUUGUCGAACUUGUCCGCCUUUUGGAAGAAGCUGGAAACACGCCCUCUCUCCGAGGUGUAUGGCCAGUACAAGGGCGUAAAUGACCAAGCCGCCUUGGAUUUUAUCACGGAAAAGUUCAAGAGUCUCAAUCGCACAGGGAAGCAAGUUCGCAUAUAUCACUCUCGCGGGGUUGGGGUUGACAAUCAGUAUGGAUUUCUCGAUCUUCUGGAAGGAGCAAUUGGUACUUAG